Haliotis rufescens (red abalone) is the source of this 1680-nucleotide messenger RNA. RefSeq names its product glycoprotein-N-acetylgalactosamine 3-beta-galactosyltransferase 1-B-like. Gene Ontology annotation, cellular component: membrane. The transcript is spliced from 3 exons. The record is from RefSeq and is a predicted model, not a curated record. Lineage: Eukaryota; Metazoa; Mollusca; Gastropoda; Lepetellida; Haliotidae. Bases 522 to 1403 code for a protein of 293 amino acids. Gene Ontology annotation, molecular function: N-acetylgalactosaminide beta-1,3-galactosyltransferase activity.
AAACAAGGAAUGGAAAUACAUGUACCCUAACUGAAACAAAUGAAAGUGCUCAUGCUAUCAACCACUAGUUUACCUGGCCAGACUCGAUUGUUUACAGCCGCCAUAGUAUGUCUCUGACAGCAGCGUAACAAGCACACACCGUACUGUAAACCGAUAAGACUCUCAUCCUGCGCUGAUAUAUAAUCUGUGGCCUGCAUUUGGUGAGAAGUAGGUUAACCAGAGCGUGAAGUCGUCACUAACACGAGGGGGUUAUGAAGAACAGGUAAAUGCGUGUUGUGACUCAAACCUUUGUCAAACCAUGCUCAUUCACCUGAACGAAAUUGUGUUUUGAUAGAGGCAGUCGACAUCACACAAUGUAUGGAUAACGUGAGCUGUCCCAAACCGGAAUACAGGGGACGGUUACAUACACAUGUAUCAGACUGGCCUAACGACAACUACCCAUAGCUGUGGACAGCACCGUGGCUGAAGCUCUGUCCAGGAAGGUCCGUCUGGCCUGUUUCAUCACCGCCAGGGAGGUCAACAUGGAGACAAAAUUGAAGGCCGUCAAUGAGACGUGGGGCAAGAGAUGUGACAAGAUGAUGUAUGUGAUGACAACAAACAAAACAGGGCCGGACAUAUUAGGAGUGACCAUUCCCGACUCCCAUCGCACUCUCACAGAGAAAAUCGUCCAUGCUUUCACACACAUGUAUAGUACAUCACUAGACGAGUAUGACUGGUUCCUCAAGGCUGAUGAUGACACAUAUGUCAUUGUGGAAAAUCUCAAAUUUCUUCUCGCGCAUCUAAACGCCAGCAAACCUGUCUACGUUGGCGACCACUUCGCACCCUUCUCACCUAACGGGUACAUGGGUGGUGGUGCGGGGUAUGCUGUCAGUAGGGAAGCUCUCCGUCGACUGGUGGAGCAGGGUUACAGAGUGCCAGGUAGAUGUCGCCACGCUGGAGGAAGUGAAGACAUCGAGACCGGGCGAUGCAUGUACAAGGUUGCGGUGUCUACAUAUCUUUCAUUAGACAAGUACAACAGAUCGACCUUUCAUGGUGCAAAUCCUGACACAUUCCAAGUUGGUGUAGCCAACUUUAUCUCCGGGUUUUCUGCCAACAAAUACCACUCGGGCCCUGAGUGCUGCUCACAGCUGACCAUAAGCUUUCACUAUGUGAAACCGGAGUUGAUGAGAACUCUGGAUAUGUUCCUCUACCAGAUCACUGUGUUUGGUCGGAAGGUGAAAUACAAGGAGCUCUGGAAUCUGUUUCGAGCCGAGGAGUUUCACAUACCACAAGAACGUCGGAGGCGCCCUUACCCAGGGGAGACAAUUGAGGAGUACUACAAGAAUGCUACAGAGUGGAGACUGAAGAACACAACUAUCUAUAUUCCAGACAAGACGAAACCAAAGAAAAAAACAGGAGCGUGAGUCUGGAGUCAGGAAUUGUGUCUUGCUAUUUACAUGAGCAACUUUUUUUUUUCGCCAAUUCGAUAAAUAAAUACAUGGAUCUUUUCAAUACUAUGGUAUUCAGCCGAAUCUAAAUUUCAGGCUUGCAAUAUUUUUAUUUUUAUAUUUUAUAAACACUGUGUCAUCUGUCAGACUUCGUUAUGUGAGGAACAUUGUUUUGGAACUGAAACAUCCUACAGUGACAUGGAAGGAGACAUUGAAAGAAUACGGGGUAUAUACUAUUGAACUGGGAAAUCUA